UAUAAUUUUCAUGCCUUUUUUCCCGUUUGGUUAUUUCAUCUUUCAGUCACAUAUGGAGAGAAAUACUGUGUGGUGGAUGCAUUCCUUUGGAUGCCGAGUAUUCCACAUUGCAAGCAACCGGAAGCCCAUGCGUAAUUUCUCCAUUGCGCUUGUUUUUGUGCAGAAAUGUCAUCCCCCAAGCUGUUACAAACAGCAGAGUAAUUAAUCUUAAUUGAGGAUUGCCAAUUAGCAUGAAGGCUUUAUUGUGUAAUAAUUAAUGUUUAUUGACAUUUGGGGUACAACACAUCCGAAUUAUGUUUUUUUAAAUGUGCAUUUGAUUUAUAAACUGUUUUUGUCAGUUGAUAUGAAAGCUCAUGAUGAAGAGCAUCAUUGGAGUAGCGGGAAACUGUCCCUCAAAAUGCCCCUUUGUUCUUGUCACUAGGGGGCAGACAAGCCUUUUAAUUUGUUGAUUUGACAAGACUUGCUCUGCCCUCAGACCAUAUAGCAUCAUGCAUCACAUAGGUGUGUACGUGCCUGUUCUUUACCAUCCUGCAUCCUCUGCAGUGGUCACAAAAAUGUUUAUGGGUUCUGUCACUGCAGCGCCUGAGAAGCUGCCUAAGAGACUUACAGAUCACACAGCAUUACCGCAUGCCAGAACUCAGUAACAGCAGUGGAUUGUUUUUGUCAUCAGCAUUAGCAGAAGGAACCCCUUGAAACCCAGACAGAGCAUGUCUGCUUUGGGUCGAGCUUUGAUGACAAAAUGUAAGUCCAAACUGUCCCCUGGCUAUUAGAGUGACCCCUUUGCUCUCCCCUGUACGCUGUCAAAAAUAUGAGGCAUGCCUGGCACUUAAAAACCAGGAUGUGUCAAGCUGUCAGUCUUCACCCCUACAGCGCCUGCUUUUCUUUAUCUAUGUGAGCGUUGGGGUGUGAGAGGGAGGUUCCAGCUUUCUUCAAUGGCCAAGAGGGCUGUCUCUUAAUUCAUUUUGGCAACACUUGUGCUUAGAAGACGGGCCCUUGCUGAGAGAGAAAAGGAGAGAAAAUGAUGGAGGGAGGAAUGUUUGGAGGCACAUGCAUGGCUGCUAAUCUCCUCCACAUGGAGGAAAUGGCUUUUCCAUGUAAAAUGUGUUUUUCCUCAUGUGUCUCUCCUGUACUGAUGAUGAUGAUGAAUCUCAGCAUGCACCCCCUUUUGUCUCUGCCUCUUCCUUUCUGUCGCUGCAGGCCAGAUAAACAGCUAACAGACACCAGGGGAGGAACACACUCUCAUCCUUUCAGCUCUUCUCCUCUUUUUUUUUUUGUUAUUUUCAAUCUCCUUUCCUUUCCUCUCCUAAAUACUUUAUUGUUACUGACGGAAAUGUGUUGAGUAUGACUAUUGAAAGCCGUAAUGUACCAAAAGGCAGGCACUGAACAUCAAAUAUCUACUGAUCUAUGAUUUGCUCAUGGCAGAUUUAGGCACAUUUCUCAAAGUAAGUGAGGUAGCACCAGAACAUUUCAAUGACUACUUCUCCUCUCCUCUCCUUAUGGCAAGGUAUCAAACCUUAAUUCUUUUAGCGACUGAAAUGUGUCUGUAGCACAAAGUAAUAAACUGUCAAGUGCCAAAAGCUGAUGUUGAAUAUCUGAUCUGGUAGUUCCAAUUAGUUAAACAAAUUUGCCAAUUUUCGAUUUUUUUCUGAAAACAAAUUGCUCAAAGUAAGGUAUCAAAAUAAGUAAUAUUAUGAAACUGGUGCUGAAACUCAGGUUUUGUUGAAUCAUUUUAGAAAAUACCCAGCCCUACCACUGUUCAUCGACUAGCUUCACAUCUCUGAUAUCCAGGGAGCCACUAACACACAUCUUUGUGUUUUACACUUUGAUGCUGAAGCACCAUAUUUUGCAUUUAAUUUCACGGACAACAAGUUACUGUGUCUACCUGCAUCUUGACUUAGCCACUGGCACCUCACAUUUGUUUUUGCAUCAAGUACGGCAGUGAAUGUGAAACGUCAACUUCUAAAACCUACUGGGAGGCUAUCGUCUUCAUAAGGCUGCGUAUCUCCGAUGUAUAUGUGAGAAAUGAAAAGCAAAUCAUACAUAACCACUGGCUUUUAUUUCAUGUACAUCCAUUCCCUCAGCAAUUAAGAAGUUUCACUUUCAGGCUUCUCCUGUGUCCUGAAAAAAAAGCACCAGAAAAGCAGCUACAGCACAGCUUCUCUCCAACAUUUGUAUCAGUUUGCGUGUCAGUCUAGCUCUGCUGCCAAAGAUACCGUGUCUCAAUCUACUCACAGUCAUCCUGGCUGGUUUAGAUAGGGGAAAAAAAGAAGCUUGGACAUUGCGUGAACAUCAAUACAUAACCUCACCCCCCACACACACACACACUCACACACACAUACUCAUGCUCUGUCACACACAAAACACUCAGGCUUCAGCUCCCUCCUUUGAUGUCAGUGCUGAACUCUGCCACUCGGGGAGCCGCGGGUAGCAUCUUUAGCGAAUGCAUUAUCAUGCUGCAGUUGUCAUGUGUUUAUUUUCAUUCCGGUGUCGCGCAACCCUCUGCACCCUGGGGGGACCUGGAAACCCAUUUGUAGCAUUGGCUGGUUUGAGCGCUGCCCUGGGUGCUCUUAAUUAGACGACGUGAGCGACUGUGAGAUAAUAGUGUGUGUUUUCCCGCUUUUUCGCUCAUCAUUUCCCUUUGCAUCCUAACCUUUUAUGUUGCUAAUAAGAGGGUACACCACACAUCUUUCAUGCAGUAUUGUGUAAUUAGUUGGCUUAAAAAGGUAUUUACAUUUGAAUUUGUCCCCCUAUGGGUGUGAAUAUUUAAGACUCACCAGCAUUAUGCUGCUGUAGAAUGUGAAGUGUUGAAGUAGUGAGGAAACAUUUCCAGUGAUAAGCUGCCAUUUUCAUGCAUCAUCAUCAUGGAUUAACUGUUAUUACUGCUAGUCUUAGCAGCUAUUUAUCAGAGUCACUAAGAACUUCACGUUAUUCAUGAUUUAUACAGUGCAUUAGGUAGUCAGGAAUUACAUGAAAAUAUGGUUAAAAAAAAACAAACAAACCUGAAAACCAAAUUGAGCUCACAUCAGCAAUGAUAAUGUGCUACCAUGUUGCUGUUUAGCAGGUACAAUGUUGACCAUGUUCACCGUGUUUGUUUAAUAUGUUACCAUUAAUUUGCACUACACAGAAAGUACAGCUAAGGCUGGUGUUAUUCUUCAGUUGAAAACCAAAUAAUGACAUUUUGAUAGUGAAAUUUCAGGCUUUUCGAUGCACCAAUCAAAAUUUAUCACAUAUCAGAAUCACAGUGGUUGCAUUGUUUGCCUGUUUCCAUUUUUUGGACGUGCGCUCUCCCUGUUUUUUUUUCAUUGACUAAAAAAAAAAUCACCCAGUGAAUGACAUUGUGGCUUAGUGUUUAGCUCUAGUCCCUUCGGUCUGCAUGUUAUCUCUGCCUUCAUGCAGGUUUCCUCUUUGUUUCCUUCCAACGACACACAUCAGACUCCAGCUGUCCCACUGGUAUGAGUGUCUGUCUAUCUGUGUUGGCCCCGACUUACAACUGAUUCAGGCUGGCCCUCCACCUCUAAUGCACGCUCCAUGAGGCUCCGUGCCUCCACGACGCUGAACAGAUACAAACAGAAAUAAGACCACCCAGUAGUCACAUUGCUGGCCAUCGCACUGGUGGAGCAGGUGAUGGAGUUUUGAUUUUGCCCAAGGCUCAAGCUCAGUACUGUCACAAAUAUGCUACCAGCUUUUGUCCAUCCAUCCUGCAGCCUGAUUUCCCCUCACAUUUAUCCCGAAGUCAUCAAGCUGAAGCUGUGCGCGCCUGACUAAUUUCAUUUCACAAGCUGUUGAAUGUCCCGAGAGGAUCAGCGAAACGGGGCCGACAUCUGAUGACGUAACCCCAAAUUCAGAACUAUAUUAAAGAAGAAGAUGUGAUGAGACAACCGGAAAAUGACACGCCGUCCCUGAAACAUCCAAAACUGAAGCUAGAGCAUCAUAGUUUCAAGCGCAGGGCCAAUGACCAAGCUACUGUAUUUGACGAGUUGGGAGUAAGAACAUGUUGCAUGAGACUGCUUUAGGUGUAAUUUCAGGUUUACCAUCUUUGAUUUACACUAUUGCAGUGAUAUCAGAAAUCGAGCAGCCUGCUAAACUAAUCUGAAAAAAACAAUACAAAAAAAUAAAUAUAGCCCCACACAACUUUCCCACUGGUAAUAUAUUCACUUCUUCCAUGAUGCGUCAGGCUGUGCCUGGUUGCCAGAAUUGCUCAUUUUGUUUAUCAUACCCAUUUGUAUUUGCGUCUGGAUAUAGCUUGCCAUUGAGCCCUUUUCCCAGAAGAUAAAGCUCCAUGAGUUUUCUGUCAAAGUCAAAUGACCAGGCUCUCCCUGGUUUGAGGAUCCAGUACCUGGAAAUAUCAGUAAGCUACACAUAGGGAAAAGUGAGCAAAGAGGACUUCCCCCUCAGGAGGGCAAAGCCUGUGUGAAAUAGAAGAGCAUUUAGUUCACGACGGACAGAUGGACAGCACACACACACAUCCCACAGGUCAACCCAUUAAAUCUUACUUUUAGUAAGGCAUUAUCAUGAAUGUUAUGUCAUCGUUCUUAUCCCCGUAUCCCACCGGUUGACCUCAGUGAACCCAGCUGAUAUGCAGAGACACACAUCUGCUGCACUCCACUCUUCAUAAUCGCGCCAUAAACUACACAACAAUGCUGGAGCUGCUAAAUGUUGAAUUUUUUUGUCCGUGCAGGGUAGGUAGCUUGUUGGCAGCAGACUGAAACAGCAGCACAUCUUCUGAGAGACUGCAAACAUCAGAGAGAGAGGGGAGGUAGAUGGGAAGUGCAGGAAGGGGGAGUGGAGAACAGAUGACCAGGAGAAAGGUGGAAACGCGUGUGUGUGUUUGCACAGAGAAGACUGUCAGUUGAGGGUGCCGCCACAGAUCACAGGACGGUACAGAGGACGAUGAACAGCAGGAGUUUUGGUGUGAUUGCUUGUUGUCUGGAGCGUGAAGGUUUUCUGUCUGAAGCCACUCUGGAGUCAAGUCCGAUGUGAGGAAAACCAAAAUCUUUUUAUUUUUAAAGGGGUUUUAGCUACAGGUGGAGUGUAUUGCACACUGGGACUGAGCAAAGGAGGACUCCUACUGGCUCCUUAUUUACUGCCGAAAAAAUGGAGGAAAUUAGUUUUGGUCCCACUGCAUUACCUGCGAAUAAAGUUCGAUCGGCUUUUAUUUAUGGUCCUGCUGAAAAAUCGUCUGCGUUAAGAGUCGCGACUCUCCUGGCGCGUAACGUCUACCACAUUAGUGGCACCGUGGCUGUACCACAGAAAUGCAGGCUUACACAAAUUGUGGAGCGAUGCAUGGGUGUGAUGCAGUCGGGUACACAGAUGGUGAAGCUGAAGGCAGGAUCCAAAGGGCUGGUGAGACUUUUCUACCUGGAUGAUCAUCGCUCCUGCAUUCGCUGGAAGCCCUCACGUAAGAGUGAGAAGGCCAAGAUCACCAUUGAUUCACUCUACAAAGUGACAGAGGGCAUUCAAUCAGACAUCUUCCAUCGGCAUGCAGACGGCAGCUUUGACUCGGCCUGCUGUUUCACAGUGUACCACGGAAACCACAUGGAGUCCCUUGAUCUGGUGACGUCAAACUCAGAAGAGGCCAGAACCUGGAUAACUGGCCUCCGCUACCUGAUGGCCGGCAUCAGCGAUGAGGACUCGCUGGCGAAACGACAGCGUACGCACGACCAGUGGCUGAAGCAGACAUUUGAGGAGGCCGAUAAGAACGGAGACGGUUUCCUGAACAUCGAUGAGAUCUACCAACUUCUCCACAAGCUGAAUGUCAAUCUGCCACGCAGGAAGAUCAAACAAAUGUUUCAGGAAGCAGACACGGACGAUCAGCAGGGCACGCUGACAUACGAAGAGUUCUCCGUCUUCUACAAGAUGAUGUCUCUGAGACGGGACCUGUUCCUCCUGAUGAUGGCGUACAGUGACAGGAAGGAUCACCUGACAGCGGACGAGCUGGCCAACUUCCUGCACAACGAGCAGAAGAUGGCCAAUGUGACUCCAGAGUAUGUUGCAGAAAUCAUGGAGAAGUUUGAGGUGUCUGAUGAGAAUAAACAAAGUGGAGUCUUGGGGAUUGACGGUUUUACAAGCUUCAUGCGCAGUCCAACAUGUGAUAUUUUCAACCCUCUGCACCGCGAGGUGAAUCAAGACAUGGAGCAGCCUCUGUGUAACUACUUCAUCGCCUCCUCUCAUAACACAUACCUGACUGGGGACCAGCUACUCUCCAACUCUAAGACCGACAUGUAUGCCUGGGUGUUGCAGUCGGGCUGCCGCUGUGUAGAAGUGGACUGUUGGGAUGGUCCUGAUGGAGAGCCGAUGGUCCAACACGGCUACACUCUGACAUCCAAGAUACCAUUCAAGUCUGUCAUAGGGACCAUCAAUAAAUAUGCCUUCAUAAAUAACCAGUACCCAGUGAUUCUGUCCAUAGAGAACCACUGUAGCAUUCAGCAGCAGAAGAAAAUUGCUCAGUACCUGCGAGAAAUCUUUGGAGACAAACUGGAUGUGAGAGAUGCACUGAGCAGAGAUUCAAAAACACUACCCAGUCCUCAAAGGCUCCAGGGCAAGAUACUCAUCAAAGGCAAGAGUCUGCCUGCCUAUCUGUCUGCGGACGCCGAGGAAGGCGAAGUGUCUGAUGAUGACAGCGCUGAUGAAAUUGAGGACGACUUCAAGCUUAAGAGCAGUAAUGACAAUGGUCAUCACCAGGUGGAAUCUCACAUCAGAAAGAAACUGGACUCUCUGCUGAAGGAGUCUCGGAUCGGGGACAAGGAAGAUACAGACAGUUUCAGCAUCCGAGCUCUGCUCAGGGCUACUCACCAGGGCCUUCAGAAGAACCUGCGGCAGAGCUCCAAAGGGGUUCUGAAGAAAUCCCAAAGCAGAUCCUUCAUCACGGCGCUUAAACAAAAGAGGCACUCUAAAUCCAGGCUGUCAUGCCAAAGCAUGGACAAGGAGGACGACAUACAGGAGACGUCUGGGAGGGAGGCCGGAGGACAGUUCAACAGGGGCGGAAGGAAGAGGAAGACAAUGAAACUGAGUAGAGAUCUGUCAAAUCUGGUGGUGUUCACCAACUCUGUUGCCUCACAGGAGUGCCUGAAUGAAGGUACUCCAGGUGACGUUCUUUCAUUCAGCGAGACCAGAGCCCAGUCUCUGGUCAAUCACAGAGCCGAACAAUUCCUGGCUUUUAACCAGAGGCAGCUGUCACGGAUUUAUCCCUCAGCCUAUCGGAUCGACUCGUCCAAUUUCAACCCCCAGUUCUACUGGAACGUGGGUUGUCAGUUGGUCGCUCUGAACUACCAGACAGAGGGCAGGAUGAUGCAGCUCAACAGAGCCAAGUUUAUGGUGAACGGAGGUAUUGGUUACGUCCUCAAACCUCCUCCCAUGUGUAAAGGCUCCUUCAACCCAUUCAGUGAUGACCCGCUUCCAGCUUAUCCCAAGAAACAACUCAUUCUCAAGAUCAUUAGUGGACAGCAGUUGCCCAAACCACCAGACUCCAUGCUGGGGGACCGUGGAGAGAUUAUUGAUCCAUUCGUCGAAGUGGAGAUCAUCGGCCUGCCAGUUGAUUGCUGCAAGGAACAGACACGAGUUGUUGAUGACAACGGUUUUAAUCCAGUAUGGGAGGAGACUCUGUCCUUUACACUUCACAUGGCUGAGGUGGUUUUGGUGCGUUUUCUUGUCUGGGACCAUGACCCAAUUGGAAGGGACUUUAUUGGUCAACGGACUGUUGCCUUCAGCAGCCUGAUGCCUGGUUACAGACAUGUUUACUUGGAGGGGCUGACUGAGGCUUCCAUCUUUGUGCAUGUGUCAGUGCAUGAUGUCUAUGGAAAGUGGAGUCCUCUAGUCCUGAACCCCAGCUUUACCAUAAUGCACUUUCUAGGAUCUAACAAGGGUCAUCAGCUGCGAGGUAUCCGGGGUUUGUUUAGCCGUUCUUCCAAGUCCUCUAUGGAUACCAACUCCGGUGGCCCUCGGAAACGCUCAAUCAGUGAUCACCUCCUGCGACGCACAAACAGUGCCCCAGCAAAGGGUCGGAAGAAGACCAAGAUGGGGCUGUCAGAGUCAGUGGCUUCAAUAUCAGACCAAAAGAACGACACAGGGGCAGGAGCAAGAGGAGAGGCCAUGUCAGGGAAGGAAGUAGGUGUGGAGAAACGUUACGAGCCACGAGGCCCCCUCAUCCACAGACCUAUCUCCAUGCCUUUAGACAGGCUUCUGCAAGGGCAGCUAUCCCUCUGCUCCCCAGACAAGGAACAACGUGAUAUGGGCUCAGACACGGUCAUCGGAGCUUGCCCCUUCAACAGACCCAGGUCUUCCUCUUUGGACCCUUUCAUAGAAUCCUCAUUUUCUAUUGGACCAAACAUCUCUUCCCCUUCUAAGACAUACAUCAACAGAAAAAAAGACUUUGACCAAUCAGGGGAGGCUUCUUAUCUGGUUAUUGGUGGAGGCAAUGUAAGAAAGGAAGAGGAUUACGCCAAUUACCAGUCAGAAGACAACAGAGUCAAAUCAAAAAUCAUCACCACAGGAGCAGAGAAAAAGUGUUUUGUCUCGUCUUCCAGGAACAGCCAGAUGAGAUCACAUAAACCAGAAACAUCAUCAAACAGCACACCAUUCACAGUUGCACCUUCAAUCUCCUCAUCCUCAUCCUCUGCCCCCUCCUCUUUACCCCCUCUUUCCCCUAUCAGUAGAGACUGUGAUCUGAAGAGUCCAAGCUCUUUGCAUGACAGCAGUAUCUCCAGACUCAUUGAUGCUGUGUCUUUGGGCAAUGAGCAAGAAACAUGUGGCUCUAUAUCUGCUCUGAUUGGUCAGUUUGAAAGCACUAUUGAACAAAACGAAUCACACACAUUACCUCAUGAUCAUACCCCUAUCCGUCAUUCAAACUACAGGCCUACCACCCCUACCACACUACAAGAUUUAAGGUCACCUAUGAAGACCAUCACUAACAAGAACCACUUAAGUCCCCAAAAAGUAGCUGAAAAAACAAAUCAUGAAAUCCGAUCACCGCGCAAGAUUUCCCAGGCAGGAGCACGUUCUCCAGCUCUCCUCUCCAGCCCAGAAACCGCGGAGCUUGAAGAGGUCUACACCAUUCUGGAUGAGGAGGUGCUGUUGCCUGUAUCAGUGUACAACCUGAGAAAGCAGACGGUCCAUGUUCAGGCGGACACGAGGGAGAGCACACCUUUAAAUAGCUUGGGGUCCUCUCCGGCCAAGGUGGUCCAGGGUUUAGGCAAAGGGUACAAUCUGGGCUGGGAUGACGUGAACAGAAAGAGGGGCGGGAGGGAAGAAAUUGAGGAGGCAGAGGAGAGUGUGUACGAGGAAGUGUAUGAUCCACCAGCACUAGCAUCAGUACCAUGCAUAGAUCAAAGUACUUCUAAAAGGUACACAAGCUCCUCUGUAAACAGUAACUGUUUCCAGUUUCUCCAUGACUCAGCUGGAAAUGCUUUUGCAGAAGUAGAGAUAAAUGUUGAUGAGGAUCCAUUGGAUAUGAUGAUGACCUCGCCGAAACAUAGCAACCAAUGGGAGGGACCCCUAAGUCCAACCAAACGGCAUGCUAUUUACCAAAACCAUGAGUCCACUCCCAACUACUCCCAACAAAAACAGCCUUUGUCAUACCGUGAUCCUCAACAGCAGUACCCGCCGCAUGCAUUUUUACAGCGUCCCACUCCAAUGAAUCAACCUUCCUAUCAGCUGGCCAAUCACCACCAACACCAGCACCUCUCCCAGGCUUCUUCCUUCCACAGACCCAUCAGCUCUAGACCUUCCAACCCUAGUCCACUGCGUCUGAACAGCUACCCUGUUCCUCAGAGCAAUUCUGAUGCCUUUAACAACAGCAGAGACUUCAGGAGUUCCUACACACAACAGAGGAGCUAUAGCGGCAGCCAGAUCAUAAACAGGUCCCAUCAAGAUAGGCUAGGGUAUAAACAGAUGGACAUGGAGCAAGUAAAGUGCUUUUAUAAUAGUAUCUCCUCUUCUGAAAGCCUCCCUGGCCAAUCUGCUGUGUCCACAAACAUUGGUAGAGAGAGAGGCCUAUAUCCCCCUUCUUCAGAGUGCGAUGCAGUGUACAGCCACCUGGACUAUGACUGCAUUACGCCCCCAUCAGAGUCUUUAACUCCUCAAAACACCCACUCACACUGUCAAAGUCAAACACAAUCAUACACCCCUCAUUCCUGGAACAAAAAUGUUUCCCCCAUCACUACAAAACACCAUUCACACCCUAAAUCCACAGAUUCUCUCCACUCAAAUGUAGGCCCUAUAUCUACUCGACCCCAGUCUAGUACCAUAGACCCCACAGCCCCCAGCCCAUGUAAGUCCAAGUCCCUGGGAGAUCUGACCUCUGAAGAUAUAUCAUGCAACUUCCAGAGCAAAUACCACAUUAUAAGUCGCAGUUUCAUCACUCCCCAUAUGAGGAAGCAAAAGAGGAUGGGCACCAUGGGGGAAGUAACUUUCCAAUCACAGUCUUGUGAUCCACUUACAGAACAGCUUCGUAAGCUGGUCAGUCUAGAGGGUGAUGACAGUGACAGAGAUGGACCCCAGCCUCCUCAGUUGCAUCAGGAAGCAAAAACCCCACUGCCUCAGCCACAGGUAGCAAGUGUAGCUUCUGUUGUUCACAGGGAUGUAGAUGAUUCCCCUCCACUCCUUACCCGGCGCCUAUCUUCUCGGAGCCAAAGCCGAGUGCGUCACAUCAACAUCCGCGCUCGUGAAAGACUGCAAGAGGCUCUAAAGCCUCGGGCAGGUGAGGUGGUCAAUAGUAAUGCCAGCAUUGGUGGGGUGGUAUUGAGGAAUAAACCAGCCUCACAAAAUCCACCAGCAAACAGACACUCGACUGGUUCUUACAUAGCAGGCUACCUUGGUCAGCUGGAAGACAGGGGACUUCCUGAGGGAGCUUGUACAUCAUUGCGUAAUGGAAAUGGGGAUCAUUAUGGAGAUCACUUCUACACAGAUGACUCUCUUCCAUCUGCUGACUCCAACCACUCUGAGUCAGAGCCUGAGGUCUACUUUCUGCUCAGACUCUAGAUCUGACCAUAACCUAAAAUGAGAUUAAUGAUCAAGCUGUGAUCCUUGAUGACGUUCAAUUACACCAAAAGCCAAGGAAAUAAAUACUAGCCAUUGUUUUUUCCCAUGUUCAAAGACCAGUAGGUUUCCAUCAUGACAGUUAAAUAAAUCUUAUUCUGGGCAAUUUCUCGAGAAAGAUAUAGUCUGUACAAUGUAUGUGAAACAUCACAUGUCAUCCAUAGCUGGAUCUGACAGCAUGAAUUUCUUGUAUGAAAUGUCCUCUAUUCAAGUGAAUGGUCUAGUCUGGCAGUGUAUUGUCUGUAUUCUGCUUAAUGUGUAAAUGUACUUGGGAACUUUGAUUCCCUCCAAAUGGCUUCCUAGACUGAUUGUACAGAUACUUGUUAUCUUUGCCCCUGUGAUGUACUUUUCAAACUGCGAACAUUGACUAUGAAGCAAAAAAAAAAGAAGAGUUGGGUUUUAAGCAGAGAGGGAAUGUCUUUCUUUGUAUCAUUUGAAUGUGUAGUAUAAUCAAACAGCUACUUUUAAUAGAUGGGGUUGAUCUUUUCAAAGAUGUAAGUCUUCCUUCUCUUUUCAGUGGUAUUCCUUUAUGUGUGAUGUGUAAAUGUGUCAUUGUUUUAAAUCUGAGAUGGGUUUUAGUUGAGAACCAAUUCUAACUGUACAUUUUUGUUUGUGCAUGUUACCUGUGAACAUGUCAAGCAUGACUAUGCACCAAUUCAUACAAUAGAUGUUGCAUCGCCUAACAACAUUUGCACAGAACAAGUAGCUGCAUUGGAAACAACCGAGGAUGUAGGCUUGUUUUGCAUUAGGUGCAAUACAGUACGUUAACUUCCUUGCUUGGACUUGUUGAUCUCUAUGAUUUGUAGAAUUUGAAAACAUGAUUGCAAAUUUGAAAGAUUUGGAGUUUAAAGGUUUUAUUUUUAUAAUUGCUUUGAUACAGACUGCAAAAAUAAUCUCUUGUUGCUUAUGGUUGUUUUAUUUUGUAUAACUUAAUGAAAUGAAAAAACAGAGUGACAACUACAGUGGGCCAAGCUGAGGUGGGGAGGGUGGCCAAAGCAGCAGUUUGUUUUUUAUUGUUACAGUGUUACGCCAUCUUAUUUUCUUUGUAUUGUUGCUCAUCGGCGAACUCUGAGCAUUUUCCUACCAAUGCAAUAAAAUAUUGAAAUAUUUGAUUUCAA
Molecule: messenger RNA, 12149 nt
Organism: Anarrhichthys ocellatus (wolf-eel)
Lineage: Eukaryota; Metazoa; Chordata; Actinopteri; Perciformes; Anarhichadidae
Gene: plch1
Product: phospholipase C, eta 1
Exons: 23
Coding region: 5095-10974 (1959 amino acids)
Biological process (GO): phosphatidylinositol-mediated signaling; phosphatidylinositol metabolic process; release of sequestered calcium ion into cytosol
Cellular component (GO): cytoplasm
Molecular function (GO): calcium ion binding; phosphatidylinositol-4,5-bisphosphate phospholipase C activity
Source: RefSeq, a predicted model, not a curated record